Colius striatus (speckled mousebird) is the source of this 1822-nucleotide messenger RNA. It is a transcript of the gene RNF121, whose product is annotated as ring finger protein 121. Gene Ontology annotation, molecular function: metal ion binding; ubiquitin protein ligase activity. The record is from RefSeq and is a predicted model, not a curated record. The transcript is spliced from 8 exons. The coding region runs from base 16 to 987 and encodes 323 amino acids. Gene Ontology annotation, cellular component: Golgi membrane; endoplasmic reticulum membrane. NCBI's taxonomy places the organism in Eukaryota, Metazoa, Chordata, Aves, Coliiformes, Coliidae.
CCCUGCAGCUCCCAAAUGCCAGCAGCUGAUUUCUGUGGUGGUUUGGGCUUUUCUUUCCCUCCCCAGGUGGAUCUGUCACACUUGUCCCCGGAGGAGAGAUGGAGGGUGGAGCACGCACGGAUGCACGCCAAGCACCGCGGGCACGAGGCCAUGCACGCCGAGAUGGUGCUGAUCCUGAUCGCCACGCUGGUGCUGGCACAGCUGCUGCUGGUGCAGUGGAAGCAGCGGCACCCACGCUCCUACAACAUGGUGACCCUCUUCCAGAUGUGGGUGGUACCUCUGUAUUUCACCAUCAAGCUCAACUGGUGGCGGUUCCUGCUGGUCUGGGUGCUGUUCUCAGCAGUCACAGCGUUUGUCACCUUCAGGGCGACACGAAAACCUCUGGUACAGACAACACCCAGGCUGGUUUAUAAAUGGUUUCUCCUCAUCUACAAGAUGAGCUAUGCCACUGGCAUUGUGGGCUACAUGGCUGUCAUGUUCACACUCUUCGGGCUCAAUUUAUUGUUCAGAAUCAAACCAGAGGACGCCAUGGACUUCGGCAUCUCCCUGCUGUUCUACGGGCUGUACUACGGGGUGCUGGAGCGGGACUUCGCCGAGAUGUGUGCUGAUUACAUGGCCUCCACCAUCGGGUUCUACAGUGCCUCUGGGAUGCCCACCAAGCACCUCUCAGACAGUGUCUGUGCAGUCUGUGGCCAGCAGAUCUUCGUGGACGUCAACGAGGAGGGGAUCAUCGAGAACACCUACCGCCUGUCCUGCAACCACGUCUUCCACGAGUUCUGCAUCCGUGGCUGGUGCAUUGUGGGCAAGAAGCAGACGUGUCCCUACUGCAAGGAGAAGGUGGAUCUCAAGAGGAUGUUCAGUAACCCCUGGGAGCGGCCUCAUGUGAUGUACGGGCAGCUGCUGGACUGGCUGCGGUACCUGGUGGCCUGGCAGCCCGUCAUCAUCGGGCUGGUGCAGGGCAUCAACUACAUCCUGGGGCUGGAGUAGCGCGGAGCUCGCCGAGGAGCGUGGCCCGGGGGGCUCCCGGGGCCGCAGCCCCCGCCCGGGCGGCUCCAGGGCAGCGGGGCCGGGGAGGGCUGAGCCCGGGGCUGGGGGCUGGGGGUGGGGGACACACCCCCCCCUUUCGUUUCUCCCGUUUGCUUUUGGGGGGGUUGGGUUGUUUUUAAGGCGAUUUAAUUUAACGAGUGUAGAAGCCGACAGCCUCCACCCCCCCACCCCCAAACCCCCCCGGCCCCUUCCCACAGCCCCCAGGGCCGGGGGCUGCUCUGACCCCCCCAUCCCCAUCCCCACUGCUCGGGGUCACCCUGGCGCCCCUCGGGCCGGACUCUUGGCCACCAGCAGCGGGAGGAAACGACCCCCCACUCCGGCCCCGGGGACCCCCCCUCCCCUUUUUGUACGCUCCCCUCUUUUCUACCUCCCCCCCGCCCCCCCGGGGUGGGCAGCCGGGACCGUCCCGCCGCGCCGGUGCGGGCUGGGGGCGGGGGGCGCCGGGCCGGGCAGCGCUGCCUCCGGCACUGUGCGACGGAAAGGGACAGGGCGAGGGGCAGAAGCCCCCUCCCCGCACCGUGUGUCCCCCCCACGCCGCGCCGCCGCCCCCUCCCCACGCAGCACCGGGACGGGGGGGGGCGGGUUUGGGGCGGGAUGGGGGACGAAGCCCCCCCGAGCCCGCGGCGUUUUGGGGGUGGGGGGUGGUGGUGGGGAGGGGGUGUCCCGGCGCCUCGUGCCCCGCCGCGACCUUUCGGUUUCGUUUCGGGUGAAGCCGCGUCGCGACCGUUUCGUGCCAAACGCAGAAGCGAGCAGAGAACACGGAGAGUCCUGGAAA